This is a messenger RNA of Polychytrium aggregatum, 1210 nucleotides long. RefSeq lists its product as uncharacterized. The transcript is spliced from 5 exons. Bases 151 to 1110 code for a protein of 319 amino acids. Gene Ontology annotation, molecular function: nucleic acid binding; zinc ion binding. NCBI's taxonomy places the organism in Eukaryota, Fungi, Chytridiomycota, Chytridiomycetes, Polychytriales. The record is from RefSeq and is a predicted model, not a curated record.
GCUGGUUUUUUUGUUGCUGUUCGCACACAACGAUCCAACGACACCGAUAUCAGCAGAGAGCAGCUGGUGAUAACCGCCAGCCAUCGAAAGUAGUUCGCAUUCAUCUGCCGCGGUCGACAGCAAGCAGCAACAGCAGCAUCACCGUUCGCCAUGACCCGCUUCACAAAGCUCCAUCGCAAGACCCAUGUGGAGGCAUCGGGGUUCAGCGUCACCCCUCUGAUUCCCGCCUCACCGCAACAGGCUCCAGCAUCCAAACCAGCAGAGUCGACGCCAUCACCAGCUGUGGUUGAUGCACCAAAGCCAGAGCCCAAGACGGCCGUCAAGCGCAAGGAGCCGCCUUCUACAGCCGACGAGAGAUCAGAUCCGCCGGCAGACACAGGCGCCGACGAGUCGACCACCGGAAAGAAAAAGAAGCGAGUUCGCCACAAGUCCAAGGCCGAGAAUCUGCAGAGCUCAGAGUCCCAGCCCGAGGGCGCUGGGGACGGACAGUCGGGCGCCAGCAGGCAGGCCAAGGCCGACAGAGGCAAGAAGAAAACGCACCAGAACCAAGACGGAAAGCAUGCCGAUAUGGUCGAAAAGCGGAAGCAGCGACGAGUCAGCGCAGCGGAGCGAAAGAUGACCUGCUUCCUGUGCCGAAGGCGGGGCCACUCGAUCAAGAACUGCCCCACAAACCAAGGUGCCGCCAGCACGAGCGACGCAUCCGCCAGCGGUCUGAUCUGCUAUCGAUGUGGCUCGACAGAACAUCGCCUUUCACAAUGCAAGAAGAUCCACAAUCCUGCGGAUCCGAUGCCGUUUGCUUCGUGUUUUGUCUGCAAAGGCCAAGGUCACUUGGCGAGUCAGUGUCCUCAGAACGACAACGGCCUGUAUCCAAACGGUGGUGGAUGUCGGUAUUGUGGCUCGGUGCGGCAUCUGGCCAAGGACUGCAAGCCUGCUGUUCAGAAAGAGGCCGGAUAUACGGCUCUGGGUAAGAUCGAUCUCGAGCAAGGUGCCGACGACGACGACGUAUUUGUGGCGCUGCAUAAGAUGAAUGCCGAUCGCAAGGACACUGUCAAGCCUGCCGGGGCCCCGGCUGCCAAACCUGCAGCCAAGAAAAAGGUUGUCACGUUCUAGCUGACAUUGGACAUUGACAGUGGAUGUUGAACAUUGGACAGUGGACGUUGGACGAACGGCCGAAUACAGUGCGCAUCCGAUGCGUUUGCCCUUGCAUUCG